AUGGGCAACGCCCUGUGCCUGUCCCAGCGGGAAAAGAAGUCGCCGGAGCAGUAUGCCACAGCAGCGCGCGUCUCCCCCAUCCCGACGUUCCGCAAGCGCCGGCGCCCCAGCGGCGCCAACGCGCCCGCUUCGCUGCAAGACCUUUGUGUUGCCGUCGUCGCGGCAAACGCCGCCAGCCUCGACAUAUCUGUGCUGCCCUCGGAGCUGAUACAGCGCGUGGCGGACCAUCUCGUCGACGAGGGUGAGGGCGCGGCCACGCGCGGCAAGCUCGACCUCCGGCUGCUGCCGCACGCGCUGACGCCCUGGACCGACACCCUCAACCUGUCUAAGCUUGAGGGGGUCGAUGACGAGUGGCUCGCGCGCGUUGCCGUGUGCAACGGCCUGCGCGUGCUGGACAUCACAAACUGCAACCUG
This is a messenger RNA of Monoraphidium neglectum, 414 nucleotides long. RefSeq lists its product as hypothetical. The record is from RefSeq and is a predicted model, not a curated record. The annotation marks the transcript as partial. The transcript is spliced from 2 exons. NCBI's taxonomy places the organism in Eukaryota, Viridiplantae, Chlorophyta, Chlorophyceae, Sphaeropleales, Selenastraceae.